AUGAAAUUGCAGAAACAAGUAGACCGUUUGCUUUAUCCACCAUAUCGGUAUUAUUUUGGCUUGGCAUCGCUGCCUUUUUCGACGGUAGCAUUUGCUUUUACGGCGCUGCUUGCAUAUCUACUUUAUCAGGAAAUUCGCGCUCGUCGUGUCAGUCGCAAGUGUUAUGUGCUUAUUCUCAACCGGGCUGUAGGGGAUAUUUCAUGCUCCUCGUGCUUCAUCCUCUGUUCAUUUUAUCUGCUUUCUGUUGAUGCAGAAACAUUUGAGUAA
This is a messenger RNA of Gongylonema pulchrum, 267 nucleotides long. The record is from the annotation of a GenBank genome assembly. Lineage: Eukaryota; Metazoa; Nematoda; Chromadorea; Rhabditida; Gongylonematidae.